UAUUCAAUUGAGUCUGACUUUGACACAUGGAAUAAAGUUGAAAAAUCACAAAUAUCAUACCACAAAUCCCCUCAGACAUCAUUAACGCUUGUUAAUAAUAUAAAAACAAUUGUAGGCUCUCAAUCUCAAAUUGAAUCAUGUAAUUUAGAUGAAUUCAAUGAGUAUUUAGAAAAUAUGAAACAAUCRCCWGAAUCAGACCAAUCUCAACAUGCCGAACAAAAACAGGCAAAAGAAGAAGAAUCGAUGCAAGAAUCUCCUGAUAGUUUUAUGUCUUCUUCACCUUUGAAUAAAUAUCAAACCAGAAGGUCAUUGAAUAAGCAAUUUGAAAAUUCAAUGGAAAUGGAAUUUAUUGGAUCUACUUUAAUAGAAGAGUCAAAUGAUAGUGUUGAAAAAUUAAAACUAAUGUACAAUCAGUGUAAAUCAGAAAAUCAGGAGCUGCGUGAAAAGUGUGAAAAAAUUGAAAAGUACUGGGAAUCAAGGUACAAUCAACUAUGUGAAGUAGCAGACAAAGCACUAGAAGAAGCUAAACGGUUGAAAGAUGAAGGUACUGAAUUGGAACGUGGUAUGGAUACACUACGCAAUGAAUACUUGGAGUGUGAAGAAUAUUGGUCUUUAAAAUUAGAAGAAGAACAUAAACUAAAUGAAUUGGAGAARAAAGUUAGUGAAGAAAAAUUGAAUAAUCUAGAAAUCAAGAUUAAAGAGUACAGUGAUCUGUUAGAAGAGACAACUGAUAAUAAAUUACCUUCAAUCGACGAAAAUGCUGAACUUGAAGAACAAAUAAAUUGUAUUCAACAUGAAUUUUCAAGCUACUGUGUAAAAAUCGAAGAAGAAAUGGAAAAGCUUAAGAUUGAAAAUGAAAGAUUAAAAUCUCAAAUUGUUAUUCCAGUUGAAAAAGAAUGUGAGAAAUGCCACGAAAAUUUAAAAAUAAAUAGCGAAUUUGACAACAGGGAGUUUGACUUAAAAAAAAAUUGUGAAAAGUUAGGAAUGGAAUGCCAAAGUUUGUUGCAACGAAGGAACAUACUAAAAAAUGAAAUUUCRCAAUUACAAGAAUGUCAUAAUGYACMUACUUUUAAACACCCACAAAGAGUUAUUCAUGAAAAUGGAAAUCAAUCAAAUCAAUCAGGUGUGACACCUGAAAUGUCCAUAUAUACUAAGAGGUGCAAAGAACUGGAACAAAAGCUCCAUGAUGAAUAG
Molecule: messenger RNA, 1194 nt
Organism: Diuraphis noxia (Russian wheat aphid)
Lineage: Eukaryota; Metazoa; Arthropoda; Insecta; Hemiptera; Aphididae
Biological process (GO): microtubule anchoring at centrosome
Cellular component (GO): centrosome
Source: RefSeq, a predicted model, not a curated record